Molecule: messenger RNA, 2120 nt
Organism: Cicer arietinum (chickpea)
Lineage: Eukaryota; Viridiplantae; Streptophyta; Magnoliopsida; Fabales; Fabaceae
Source: RefSeq, a predicted model, not a curated record
AUGAGUUCCGGCAAUGUUUGUGUUUGUUCUUCACAAUCAUCGUUUUGUUCCUCCAACGUUUGUCUCCAUCUGUCACUCCACUGUUGUUGCCCCUUUCCCUGUUCAACUGAAACUAAACCCACAAAGAAGAGGAAACGUGUUCAUCAAGAAACUCUUCAUGUUUCAAGAAAGAACAAGACUUGGGGUUAUUCAACUGAUUUGAUGCUCUAUGAUGAUCCUUGGAAGAUAAAGAAAGUUUUGGAACAAAGUGAUGUUGGUCCAUUGAGUAGACUCAUGUUGAAUAGCGAUUUGGUCAAACAUUUUGUGCUUCCUGUUUUGUGUGCUGAUCUUGAAAACACAGAUGAUGUUGUUUGGAAAGUUGAGAACACUAAAGGUGUUCCAGUCAAGAUUUGGGAUCUUGACACCAAAUCCUUCCACUUUCUCAAUUUCCACAGAUAUAAUAAUUCAACCAAAAGUUACAUUUUCAAUGGCAGUUGGAUCCCUGAGUUUGUCUCUAGAAGGCACCUACACAAAGGGGAUGAAAUUGGUCUUCAUUGGGAUCCAUAUAGACAAUGUUUCGAUUUCUCUGUUCUUCGUGCCGCCAAUUAAUCCCUUCAUCUCUUCUACAUUAGCUGCCAUUAUUCACUUUUCUCAUUGUUAUUAGUUUUCUGUUUUUUGAGGGGUUUCUUUUUUUAUUCUUUCAUUUAUUUGUAAACAUCAAAGAUCUGUUUUGAUGUUUUUAAUUACAAACAUAAUUACACCACAACCCCUCUUAGGUUCUAACUUCAUUUGUUUGUAUUAAUACUUACUAUUACAUUACAAUAUUAGUAACACUUGUCUUCAUUGCUCCAUAAUCUGCUUCUUGAGGUCUUGCAACACUGUGUCUUGUUCUUUAGCUCAUGUCUUGUUAUUUAAUUAAUACUUACAAUUUUGUUUUUACUUUUCAUCUUUUAUACCACAACAUCAUCAGAUAAGAUAAUAAUUAAAUAAAUCACAAACGCUCAUGCUCACUUUUAAAUUAUUAUUAUCUUUCUCUUAAUUUGAUUUAUCUCAAAUUUAUUUUCUUCCAUUUUAAACGACGUCAACUCUUAUAUUUUACUCAAUUUUUGACUAAAGUAAUUAUACUUUUUCUUUCAAAAAGGUAGAGGAUCCAAAUUCUUAAAAAAAAAAGUGAAUCAUAGAUUUAAGAAUAGGAGAUCUAAAAUUUUAUUUCAAUUAAAAGAGAAACCAACAAUACAUUUAAAUCUUGAUCUUUUAAACUCAAUCGUGAAUUUUUAUCAAUAGUUGAUACUUUUACUCUAUACAAGAAUCAUUCUCACUAAUAUCCCCGUCUGUAUGACUAUUUAUAUAUAUGAAUCAUUUUCAAACAGUAUCGAAUGUUUUAUGUCAAUAUUUUUCAAAUUGCAUACUAAACUUACUAUUGCUGCCCUGCAUGUGUCCUUCAUAGUAUUGGAUAGUAGUAUUGUUAAUUUUAUGUCUUUAUGUUUGGAUCAUUUACAUCUUCAAAAAGUGCAACCUAUGUCAGAAAAAAUAAUGUUCAUUACAUCAACUUGGUUGGAAGCUCCAGAAGUUUACCUCCAGAGGUAUAUAUAUUACACUUAAUGUUCUAUAAGGUAAAACGUCUUAGAUAUCAAGGUUCUUCUUCUAAACAAAAUAUCUGCCAACAAAGUUUGCAAACUGAGGAGAAAGAUUUAAUCCUUAAAAGCUAACCUUACUAACACGAGAACAAUAUCCUCGGUCAAAAGAAAGGAAAAAUAAUGAGUUUUUCUUACCUCAAUCCAAGCACCAAAAGCACACAAGCUUCGCCAGCGAUUCCUCACCUUUUCUCUCUUUGGAGUGUUCACAAAAUAUCAUUCCAAAUUCAAUGCUUUUCUCCAACUUUUCUUGUACCAACACUAAUAAUGGCUUUGGAUGAAAUUGUGAGAAAAUGAAGAAGACAAAGAAGGAAUAGAUAUUUAUGGGGGGAUGGGUCUCACGUCUGCAUCUAAAGAGAGGGAGGGAGGAGUGCAAACGAAAAAAAUAAAUACAGAGGUCGCUUAGUUUUUUUUUGUUUUUAUUUUUAUUUUUUAUAUGUAACAUCAAGUUAUUAAGGAGAUGUGGCCUACUUUAGGGCCACACAACUUACCACCCUUAAAAAUAUU